Messenger RNA from Epithele typhae, 537 nucleotides. RefSeq names its product ubiquitin-conjugating enzyme/RWD-like protein. The transcript has 8 exons. The record is from RefSeq and is a predicted model, not a curated record. Lineage: Eukaryota; Fungi; Basidiomycota; Agaricomycetes; Polyporales; Epitheliaceae. Bases 1 to 537 code for a protein of 178 amino acids.
AUGGAGCAAAUCACAUCUCAGCUUGCCCCCCGUACUGCCACCAAGCCCUCAGCUGGCGGAGCUGGAGGAGACCCUGCAGGCAGCGUGACGAAACGACUUAGUAGCGAACUUAUGACCCUCAUGAUGUCCGCAUCCCCGGGGAUUUCUGCGUUCCCCCGCUCUGACUCGAACCUCUUCGAUUGGGUGGGGACCAUUGAGGGCGCGGCGGGUACGGUGUAUGCUGGUUUGAGAUUCAAGAUCGCCAUCCACUUCCCUUCAAACUAUCCCAUGGCACCUCCAACUAUCAAGUUCGAGUCGCCAUGCUUCCACCCAAAUGUCGACCUGAGCACUGGUGGCAUUUGUCUGGACAUCUUGCAGGACAAGUGGUCUGCCGUUUACAGCGUGCAGACCAUCAUGCUCUCCCUCCAGUCCCUGCUUGGGGAGCCCAACAACGCGUCGCCACUCAACCCGGAUGCGUCAAACAUCUGGGACAACGUCGAAGAAUUCAAAACGCAGCUCAUGAAACACUACCGCCCGAUUUCAGAAGGGAGCGACUGA